This is a messenger RNA of Trichechus manatus latirostris (Florida manatee), 1903 nucleotides long. RefSeq names its product acyl-CoA binding domain containing 6 (gene ACBD6). Gene Ontology annotation, molecular function: protein binding; fatty-acyl-CoA binding. The transcript has 7 exons. The record is from RefSeq and is a predicted model, not a curated record. Lineage: Eukaryota; Metazoa; Chordata; Mammalia; Sirenia; Trichechidae. The coding region runs from base 372 to 1085 and encodes 237 amino acids.
CCAUCCUCCUGCCCAUCCCGCCACUGCGCGCGCUGCCUUUACUCCGGUGUCUCCCGGAUGCGCUAUAUCCCGCCUUCCACGCCGUUGAAGGACUUGCUGCGAGUCUGAGCGCUCUGUUAGUCAAAGGGAAGACAAGCAGGCCAGAUUACCUGGGGAGGGAGCUGCAGAGUGUAGCAGAGGCUGCCCUGCACGCCCAGGAGUAGAAGUGGGAGGGAGGCAGAGUUCCUUGAGGGAGCGUGGAGUAAGUGAGCUUGGGUCCGACUCGAGCUCGGGCUCAGGGCCAAGACUGGUCUGCGAGGCCCCCGAGCUGGCGGUACACCCGGCUUGAGGAGGACAAACCCGACACAACGGGACAGACCGAGCAAGGCGACAUGGCCUCGCCAUUCCUGCCCACGGUGUCCACCAUGGGCGACGUCGGCGGAGAACUGAGCUCAGGGGACGACUCCGGUGAUGUCGAUGAAUCCCCCCAGAGCCCUGAGACCGAGGCAUCCAGGAGCCUGACAGAGCUGUUCGAGAAGGCUGCAGCGCACCUCCAAGGCCUGAUUCAGGUGGCCAGCAGGGAGCAGCUCCUGUACCUGUAUGCCAGAUACAAGCAGGUCAAAGUUGGAAAUUGCAAUACUCCUAAACCAAGCUUCUUUGAUUUUGAAGGAAAGCAAAAAUGGGAAGCAUGGAAAGCACUUGGUGAUUCAAGCCCCAGCCAAGCAAUGCAGGAGUAUAUCGCAGUAGUUAAAAAAUUAGAUCCAGGUUGGAAUCCUCAGAUACCAGUGAAGAAAGGAAAAGAAGCAAAUACUGGGUUUGGUGGGCCAGUUGUCAGUUCGCUUUAUCAUGAAGAAAUCAUCAGGGAAGAAGACAAAAAUAUAUUCGAUUACUGCAGGGAAAACAACAUUGGCCAUAUAACCAAAGCCAUCAAAUCAAAAAAUGUGGAUGUGAAUAUGAAAGAUGAAGAGGGCAGAGCUCUACUCCAUUGGGCAUGUGAUCGAGGACAUAAGGAAUUAGCCACAGUUUUGCUACAAUAUAGAGCUGACAUUAACUGUCAGUGUUUGGCUAUGACAAAUAAAGAGGCUGUGAACGUUCUUGAACAUUGACAUACGUACAGGUGUGUUUUCAUGUUUCAUUCCACCUAGGAGUGGAAUUCUGGGUCAUAUGGUAACUGUUUAACCUUUUUAGGAACUGUCUCCUGUUUUCCCAAGAGGCUACACCGUUUUACAUUACCACCUAUAAAGUUGCCAAUUUCUCCACAUCCUCACCAACACUUAUUAUGUCUUUUUGAUUAUAUCCAUUCUAGUGGAUAUGAAGUAAUAUCUUAUUGUGGUCUUGAUUUGCAUUUCCCCAUGGUUAAUGAUGUUGAGCACCUUUUCAUGUGCUCAUUGCCCAUUUCUAUAUGUGCUUUGGAGAAAUGUCUAUUCAGAUCCUGUGCCCACUCUUUAAAUUGGGUUGUCUUUUUAUUAUUGAGUUAUAUGAUUUGCAAAUAUUUCCUUCAAUUCUCUGGGUUGUCUUUUCACCUGUUUGAUAGUGUCUUUUGAUGUAGUGUUGAUGAAGAUCGUUUACCUAGUUUUUCUUUUAUUGCUUGUGUUUUUGGUGUCAUACUUUAAAAAACCAUUGCCAAAUCCAAGAUCAUGAAGAUUUAUGUCUGUGUUUUCUUCUAAGAGUUUUAUAGUUUUCCCUCUUACAUUUAGGUCUUUGAUCCAUUUUGAGCUGGUUUUGUAUAUGGUGUGAAAUAGGUGUCCAACUUUAUUCUUUUGCAUGUGGAUAUCUAGUUGUCUCAGCACCCUAGAGACUAUUUUUUCCUCCAUUGAAUUAUUGUGGCACCCUUGUCAAAAAUCAAUUGACCAUAAAUGUGAGGGUUUAUUUCUACACUCACAAUUCUGUUUCAUUCAUUAAUAUGUCUAUCCUUAUGCCAGUA